AUGGCCGAUGAUGGUCAAGCUCAUGAGACUGAUGCUCGUCCUAAUGAUACUGCAGUUGAAGACGAAGAUGACGAUCUUUUUUAUGAUAGUGUCGAUUGGUGCAAAGUUGCUACAGAAAGAGAAAAUAAAAUAAAGGAACUUAAAGGUGACAAAAAGACUCUGGGGAAAGGUAUUAAAGAGCGUGACAGAAAGUUGAAGAGUUUAACAGCAGAUUAUGAGAAAAUGAAAAACGAUUACGAAAGAGUAAAGUUUGAUUAUGAAAAACUGCUAAAAGAGCAUGCAUCUUUAAAAACGGGAAAAGGAAAACUUCAGAGUGAUUAUAAUCAACUGAAGGCCAAUCAUGACGAUUUGCGAAGUGAUUAUUCCAUGUUAAGAAGUGAUCAGUACAAAUUGCAGUCUGAUUAUGAUCAGAUAAGGAGUAAAUUAAAUAAUUUUGAGGCAGAAGAAAGAAGAAAAUUGAAAAGGCAGAGACUUGAAGAACAGAAGCAGGAGGAGGAAAUGCAAAUCAAAAGAAGAGUUAGACUGGAAGAGAUUGAAAGAGCCAAAGUAAGAGAAGAAUUGCGUGGCAAUCAACAUUAUAAUCAACAAUGCUUCAAUUAA
This is a messenger RNA of Amphimedon queenslandica, 600 nucleotides long. RefSeq names its product leucine zipper protein 2-like. The transcript has a single exon. Bases 1 to 600 code for a protein of 199 amino acids. The record is from RefSeq and is a predicted model, not a curated record. Lineage: Eukaryota; Metazoa; Porifera; Demospongiae; Haplosclerida; Niphatidae.